Messenger RNA from Brassica napus (rape), 780 nucleotides. RefSeq names its product glutathione S-transferase T3-like. Bases 1 to 780 code for a protein of 259 amino acids. The transcript has 2 exons. The record is from RefSeq and is a predicted model, not a curated record. NCBI's taxonomy places the organism in Eukaryota, Viridiplantae, Streptophyta, Magnoliopsida, Brassicales, Brassicaceae.
AUGUAUUCUAAUCAAUAUAGCCACAUCUCAAAGUUUAUUGAUCUUCUUAAUAGACAACAAGAAACUGUCUUCGGUUUCUCACAAGAUAGUGUCAAACUAUCUUCAUCACAACUCCCCGGUUUUGGCUUUCAAGCAACUGAAGCUUCUAACUUCCAAGCGCCUGAAGAGACACAUGCAGAGCAUAGAGAAAGGAGAAAGUGGACGCCAAUAAAUGAUGUUGUGCUCAUCAGCUCGUGGCUAAACACAAGCAAAGAUCCCGUGGUGGGGAAUGAGAAAAGAUGUGGUACUUUCUGGAAAAGGAUAGAUGCUUACUUUGUGGCAAGUCUCAAGAUUGCAGGGAGUGAACAUAGAGAGGCAACUCACUGUAAGCAGCGCUGGCAGAAGAUAAACGAUCUCGUGAACAAGUUUUGUGGGGCCUAUGAAGCUGCAAAGCUACGCAAUGACCAGAAAUGGUGUGAGCUUUCUAGUUCUAAAACCCAUGGUCCUGCGGCUAAAAAGAGGAAGUGUGAUGAAGGUGCACAAUCAUCAAGCUCUUACGCAAAUGAAACAACCACGGCUGAAAAUGAUCAAGGCAGCAAUCAACCACCGGAUGUUAAGGUAGCAAAGGGGCGUGGGAAGAAGACGAUGGCGGAGGGGAAGGCAGUGUCUGAGUUUCAAAGAAUGUGGAGCAUCAAGAAGGAGGAUUUGGCAAUCAAAGAGAGGCUGACUAAGAUCAAGCUCCUUGACAGUCUAAUUGCAAAAGCAGAACCACUUGCCGAGUAUGAAGAAGCUCAUAGAUGA